This is a messenger RNA of Aspergillus oryzae RIB40, 771 nucleotides long. RefSeq names its product ankyrin repeat domain-containing protein. The transcript has a single exon. The coding region runs from base 1 to 771 and encodes 256 amino acids. NCBI's taxonomy places the organism in Eukaryota, Fungi, Ascomycota, Eurotiomycetes, Eurotiales, Aspergillaceae. The record is from RefSeq and is a predicted model, not a curated record.
AUGAGAGAGCUUACUCCUCAAUCCGAUAGUGAUCUACCACAGCUGCAUGUAGGUCCUGAUUCUCGCUUGGGGACCAAGAACGACCUCAAUAUAUAUCUUCCACCUGAAGACCUGGAAAUUGGAAAUUCUUCUACCACAAAUCUAAGGGCACUGCAGGGCAAGUCACCUUUUUCGAUCCUCAAGGUCUUCUUACAACGCUUUGCUUUUUUGUCUGCCAACAAUCGACUCGAUCAAUGGCAGUUCAAUGAGGUGUUCUCCUGGAUCGUGGAGAAAGGUGGCGCGAAUAUCCUCUUAUUUCUGUGUUGGCUUAAGUCACCGUUAAUGAAGGUGUUCGCAAGAAAGGUCUUCUGCAGUGCUGUCAUGUUUGGAGAUAUAUCGCUUGGUCGCAAAGUGUUACAGUGCGGGGUUCGGCUGAAGACUGAUGAUCCCACUCAGCGUUCCCGUUUGACUGAUUACCUCUCCACAGCGAUCCACGGUAGGCACGAGGCUAUGGUUGAGCUACUUUGCAAGGCAGGGAUUCACCCUGAGGUCAAUAAUAGGUGGUCGUGGCGAGAUGACUGGGACUUGCAGCUUCCUAUUUUACAUACAUUGCUCGCCUUUGGCGCCGAUCCAGAAAGGUUCUUCAUAGAAGAAGGGACUGGGUUCCCAUUGAUCAAUGCAGCGCUCAAUGGUAGCCUCAAGGCUGUGCAACUGCUCCUGGAUAGAGGAGCUCGGGUCAAUCUUUACCUUGCUCGGUAUUAUGGAACUGCUUUGCAAGCUGCAGCCUCUUGA